AUACACAAUACCGUAUACGUACUACGCAGAAGAUGAGUUGAAGCAGCGUUCGCCGUACCUUUGUCCAAGCUAUCCAAACGCGAAAAUCCCAUAAAUGGAUCGGGGGUCGAAGCGGCGGCAGGUGAAGCCUUUGGCUGACUCUUUGCUGGAUGCUCUGGAUUAUGACAGCUCAGAUGACAGUGAUUUUGAAGUUGGAGAUGCUUCGGGUUCAGAAGGCACUGGCAAUGGAAGUGAUGAGGAGGGUUCAAAGGACAGUGCUGCAGGUUCUGAGAGUGACUUUGACGGUGUUGGCUCAGCCGAUGAAGAGGGCGUAGAUGAUGAAGAGGCCAAAGAAUUUAAUGAAGACACUGAAGAAGAAGAGAAACCCAAGGAUCCGUCUUUUUCAGAGGAGACCAGCAGCAAAGAAGCGGGUGGAACCUCCAAGAAUCGCAAAAAAGGAGACAAAUCAUCAGAUACAGAACCAAAUGGUACUGGCACCGCAGAGGAAGGCUCAGCGGAGCCAAAAAAAUGGAACCUACGGCGGAACCGGCCCAUGCUGGACUUCACUACAAUGGAAGAGCUAAACGAAAUGGAUGAUUAUGACAGUGAGGAUGACAAUGACUGGAGGCCCACACAAGGAAAAAAGAAAGGCAAGGCAUCAUCUGGGAAGGAGAAAGAAGGGAGUCAGGAAGAGGAGGACGGGGGUAGUGAUGAAGAGGACAAUGAGGAUGAUGAGAACGAGACCAGUAGUAGUGAUAGUGAGGAAGAAGGGAAUAAAUCAAAGAGGAAAGAAGGCAAGAGCACAGGGGCGUUUGAUGAGGAGGAGACCAAUGACAGCCACAGCACAUCCCAUGGGAAGGGCAAUGAGGACUCUCUGUUGGAACGGCCCCAGACCUGGAGCUCCCAGCGGAUGGAGCAUAUCCUUAUCUGCUGUGUGUGUCUGGGAGACAACAGCGAAGAUGCGGAUGAGAUCAUCCAGUGUGACAACUGUGGCGUGACCGUGCAUGAAGGUUGUUAUGGUGUCGAUGGUGAAAGUGACUCGAUCAUGAGCUCGGCCUCGGAGAACUCGACAGAACCGUGGUUCUGUGACGCGUGCAAGAAUGGCGUCACGCCCAGCUGCGAACUCUGUCCCAGUCAGGACGGCAUCUUCAAAGAAACUGAUGCGGGGAGGUGGGUGCACGUGGUGUGUGCCCUUUAUGUUCCAGGGGUCGCAUUUGGAGAUAUUGACAAGCUGCGGCCUGUGACACUCACAGAGAUGAACUACUCAAAGUAUGGAGCAAAGGAGUGCAGUUUGUGCGAGGAUGCACGCUUUGCUCGCACAGGUGUUUGCAUCAGCUGUGAUGCUGGAAUGUGCCGCUCGUUCUUCCACGUUACAUGUGCUCAACGAGAAGGGCUGCUGUCUGAAGCUGCUGCAGAAGAGGACAUUGCCGAUCCAUUCUUUGCCUACUGCAAGCAGCAUGCAGACCGCUUUGACAGGAAAUGGAAAAGGAAGAAUUACCUGGCCCUGCAGUCCUACUGCAAAGUGUCUUUGCAGGAAAGGGAGAAGCAGCUCACACCUGAAUCUCAGGCUCGAAUAACCACGCGGCUUCAGCAGUACAGAGCGAAAGCUGAGCUGUCUCGAAACACUCGGCCGCAGGCGUGGGUGCCACGAGAGAAGCUUCCCCGGCCGCUCACCUCUAGUGCUUCAGCCAUCCGUAAGCUGAUGCGUAAAGCCGAGCUCAUGGGUAUCAGCACAGACAUCUUCCCUGUGGACACAUCCGAUACCAGCGCAAGCGUGGACGGACGGCGUAAACAUAAGCAGCCUGCCCUCACGGCAGACUUCGUUAACUACUACCUAGAGCGGAACAUGAGGAUGAUUCAGAUCCAGGAUAAUAUCGUGGAGCAGAAGAACCUUAAAGACAAGCUGGAGAGUGAGCAGGAGAAACUGCACGUGGAGUACAACAAGCUGUGCGAGUCUCUGGAGGACCUGCAGAAUGUCAAUGGCCAGUUGAGGACCGAGGGCCAAGCCAUAUGGAGCAUGAUGGGGGGGAUCCUUGGACAGAAACUGAACUCUCCUGCUGUUCUGAAAGCUCCCAAAGAGAGAAAGCCGAGCAAGAAAGAGGGAGGUUCUCCAGGGAAGGCAUCAAACCUCCCAGCUAUGCUCUACAGCUGUGGGAUCUGUAAGAAAAACCAAGACCAGCAUCUUUUAUUGCUGUGUGACACCUGUAAGCUGCAUUACCACCUGGGCUGUCUGGACCCGCCUCUCACACGCAUGCCGAAGAAGACCAAAAACAGCUACUGGCAGUGCUCUGAGUGCGACCAGGCCAGCAGUGAUGAGGCUGACUUCGCCAUGGAGACGUUACCAGAUGGAACCAAAAGGUCCAGGAGGCAGAUCAAGGGGCCAAUCAAAUUUAUCCCUCAAGAAAUGAGCCCAGAGACCAAGAAGCUUCAAGUGAGAGGGACUAGAACCAGAGGCCAGAAGAGGAAGAGAAUGUCCAUCUGCGAAGAGGAGAAGAUCGAGGAACCGUCACCGCGGGAGCGCAGACAGAGGCAGUCGACUCUGCAGAAAAAGCCCAAAGCUGAUGACACGCGGACCGAGUGCACCACUUGCAAAGGCCCUGGUGACAAUGAAAACCUAGUGAGGUUGUGAGAGCCGGGCACCACCUCCUUCCCUAGAAAAGGACAGAUGAGAGAGAGACAGGGAGAGAGAGAGAGAGGGAAAUUAACUCGUUUGAAGAGCGGCGUUGGGGUCGGGGAGGAGUCGCAGAUGGCCGCCUCCGACCGUCACCUUCGACCGUCCCUUCUGCCCAAAGCGGACCGUGCCAUGGACUUGAUCAUGGUUAAACGACGGUCCAGCGAACAUUUUCUGAAAGAACGAAAAGACUAUCAUAUGUGGACUAACAUGAAAUUGAAUCAGUUUGCACUGGGAGGGAGACAUCAACCCUCAUGGGACACUAUAAAAGGACUUUAUAUGGACAGAAUACUCAGUUAGCCAGUUUGGAGCCACAUAGUCAUCCAUAGGGUCGUUAUUUGUGGAAUACACGAAGCGUGAUGCUGGUUUUGGGCCUUUUGCUCUGUGGAUAAAGCCAGAUUCCGGGCUGUUUCACCAUCUUUGUAAGGGUUUUGCUGUCAUCUGGCCCUCUUUGUGCCUCCUGGACUCUUUUUUGCUCUCGCUUUUCCAUUGGCUCUAAAACCGUGCACACCUCGUUCGAUCAGCUGUGUUUAUUGGGUCAGAUGUGCUUCUGAAAGCUAAUUGUGUCUUCUGUCUAGCUUCUUAUGAUGAAUGUUUUUGUUUCUUGACUCUGCUCUAUUUGGCCUGUGAUAUGUGAAUUAUAUGGUUAAAAGUGAUUUGAUGAUAGAAGUUAGAAUCAAUAGAAUAGUUUUUUAAAGCAUUUACAUUUUUUACUAGUUGUGGUAGCGUAAUAUAGCUCAAUAUGAUAAUAUGCAUACUUAAACUUAUAGUUAUUCCCUUUGUACCAUAUUACUGAUAUGGGGUGAAUCUCACAAAAACAUAUCCAUGUAUAUUUCACAAUUUUUUUUUUAUAUUUUGACAUUAAUUUUAUGAUAUUUAAGCAGGUUUUCCAUCUCUGCAUUUUAUUAUAUUUAUUUUACUUACUUUUUUUAUACAAUAUGCAAUGCAAUAGUUUUUACUUUAUUACUGUACCUUUUUUUUUUACUUUUUGAUAUAUGGAUGUUUUACAAUUUAAAUAAUUAUUAUUUUUGCCUUAUGUUAAUGUCAAUUGGAAGAAAUAAUGUAUACAAAUUGUCAUGAAACUUUUUAUGUUUAAUGUUGAUGUCACUAAUAUUAUACAUAAUAUUACGUUGUGAACGUAGGCUGUAUUGGUGUUUUGGCUUGCAUCUGCUUUGACAGUCUUGCUGUUUUAUGCUGUGCAAUGGCAAAAAUAAAUCCUAACACACUGAAAAAGGCUACAUUCCCAAACCCUGCAUCCCAUUCCCUAGUUUCACAGUAUAUUGUACUAAUGACAGUGUAGCUACUUGAUUCCUAGCAGGAUGGCUGAAAGGGGACAUGAGGCCCUAAGUUCCCACUUUGAUGGUAUCCUGUGGUUUCUAUCUUAAUACCAUUGGGAACAGCCUCAUGCCUUCUCAAACUGCUUAUUUGCACCGGACCAGACACAACACUUCCUUCCCUAGGAUUUACACAUCUUUCCCUCUCUGGAUGUCUUCAGCUGCCCUUUAACCUCUCACCCCACGGUAUCUUCAGCCACAGCUUUAUCUCUCUCUUCUACAGCUGUCUAACCUAGCUCACAGCUUACUGUGUGUGUAAGUGUUUGUUUGGGUACAUACUGCAUCUGCUUUGCCGAGAUAAUGCUGCAAGAUGGAGCCUUUUAGAUUACAGUUUGCCUGUUAUGUCAUGUGAUGUCAGUUUAGCGAAGUAUUGAGCUCUUUUUGUGUGUUUUAUUUUUAUUUUUUUCAGUCAUAAGCCGUGCUGCAGUAUACAUUUUUUUUUUUUUUUUUUUGGAAUUGAAAAGUUUAUCUGUACUUGAAUUAUUAUUAUAAUUUUUUCCGUACUUGAUGUAUUUAAUGUAAAUAUUUGACAUGGUAAUUUAUUUCUUAGACAUUCCCCACAGUUAAUGUGUUAAUGUGACUUGAGCUGAGAUUAUAGCAUUGAAUUGGUGACUGUUCGUGUCUUGUGUAUAUGCAGUGAUUUUGUUACAAGUCAUCAUUUCGCGCAAGUGUGGUCUUGGGACAAAGUCCUUGCUUGAUGCGAGCCUUAAUAAACGUUUUCACCUCAUUGCCAUAA
Molecule: messenger RNA, 4720 nt
Organism: Carassius gibelio (silver crucian carp)
Lineage: Eukaryota; Metazoa; Chordata; Actinopteri; Cypriniformes; Cyprinidae
Product: PHD finger protein 14
Exons: 17
Coding region: 95-2608 (837 amino acids)
Biological process (GO): regulation of transcription by RNA polymerase II
Source: RefSeq, a predicted model, not a curated record